Octopus sinensis (East Asian common octopus) is the source of this 1028-nucleotide messenger RNA. RefSeq names its product acyl-coenzyme A thioesterase 8. The transcript is spliced from 6 exons. The coding region runs from base 55 to 939 and encodes 294 amino acids. Gene Ontology annotation, molecular function: fatty acyl-CoA hydrolase activity. Gene Ontology annotation, cellular component: peroxisomal matrix. The record is from RefSeq and is a predicted model, not a curated record. Lineage: Eukaryota; Metazoa; Mollusca; Cephalopoda; Octopoda; Octopodidae. Gene Ontology annotation, biological process: acyl-CoA metabolic process; fatty acid catabolic process.
AUAAUAUUAACAGUAAUAGAAGUGGUAUCGUCACCAACAGUACACGCUGAGUCCAUGGAUAUACAAGGAUUCGAUCCAGAGAAGUAUCUUGAUGAGUUGUUGGCGAUGACAUGUGUGGAACCUAAUGUCUUUAGAGGAAAUAAACUACAUGUCCAUUCCUAUUUUAAAUUUGCUUUUGGAGGGCAUCUCAUGCUGCAGGCAAUCAGUGCUGCUAUUUCUACUGUACCCAAAGAAUAUUAUGUAAACAGUAUGCACAACUAUUUUCUUUCUCCUGGAUCUGAGGAUCCUGUUACGUAUCAUGUGGAUCUCAUGCAUGAUGGUAAAACAUUUAUCAACCGAUUUGUAAAGGCCACCCAAAAUGGAAAGACCCUCCUCAACAUGCAGCUUUCAUUCAAACGGAAAGAACUCGACUCAAUUCAACACCAGUGGAAAAUGCCCGAGUGCCCUCUUCCAGAAGAUCUUACUUCAGCAAAAGAACAUUUUGAUUCAAAAUUGAGUCAAGUGAGUGACAAACGUUUGAAACAGCUGUUAAAUUAUCGUCGUCCUUUAGACUCUUACAUUGAUUUCCGACCUGUUGAUCCCGAAACAUUGUUCAGAGUAAAGCCUUUACCACCAAAGCGAUUGUUAUGGUUGAAAUAUGUUGGAGAAGUUCAGAAAAACCAAAACCACCAUCGCUGCAUUUUGACAUAUUUUUCUGAUAACAUUGUUGAAACAUCACUUCUCCCAAAUACUGCACCUAAAGAUAAAUUAUUCAUCACCUCAUUAGAUCAUUCGGUUUGGUUCCAUAAUGAUGUUGAUAUGAAUGAAUGGGUGUUAUAUGAAACAGAAAGCUCAUAUGCAGGUGAUGGAACAGGCUUUAAUACAGGACGUUUCUGGGCACAAAAUGGUACUUUACUUGCUUCUGUCUCUCAGCAAAGUGUCAUUAGAGCAAUGCUUUAAACCAUGUUCUGAUAACAUUUCUGUGAUAUCGACACUUUUACUUGUCUGUUAUCGUUUUGUUUUUACUUCAUUAAAUUAUUUACGAUCAA